GUGGAGCUAACCCCUGAGUGUCCUGAGGCCAUUUACUCUUCAUGCACUUUGCUCUCCUCUGACUCUCGCUCUCCCACAACAAACAUGGCCAUGUUCGCCGUCAGAAGCGUCCUCCGCCUCGGCUCCAGGCUCUCCGUGUCCGCGGCGGCGAGGAGGGGAUGCGCCGGCUCCAGCAUCCAGGUGGACGAUGUGGUGAACGGACUCACCGACGACCAGAUCCAGCUCAGACAGACGGUGCGUAAAUUCCUCUCAGAGAAGCUCGCACCUCAAGCUGAUGAGAUCGACAAGCAAAAUGAAUUCGCAGGAAUGCGGGACUUCUGGAAAGACAUGGGGGAGAUGGGGCUCCUUGGGAUCACUGCUCCAGUGGAAUACGGGGGCACGGGACUGGGCUACCUAGAUCAUGUCAUUGUCAUGGAGGAAAUGUCGCGAGUGUCAGCAGCCAUUGCUCUUAGUUAUGGCGCCCACUCAAACCUUUGUGUCAACCAGAUGGUGCGCCACGCAAACGAAGAGCAGAAGGAAAAAUACAUGCCGAAGUUAAUGACAGGAGAGCAUGUCGGCGCGCUGGCCAUGAGUGAGUCUAACGCUGGAUCAGAUGUCGUAUCAAUGAGACUCAAAGCCAAGAAGGAAGGCGACUACUAUGUCCUGAAUGGCAACAAGUUCUGGAUCACUAAUGGUCCAGAUGCUGACGUCCUUAUAGUUUAUGCCAAGACAAAUCCAGAGGCCCAUCAAAAAGGCAUCACAGCUUUCAUUAUUGAAAAGGGAAUGCCGGGAUUCUCCACAGCACAGAAGCUCGACAAACUCGGCAUGAGAGGAUCAAACACCUGCGAGCUGGUCUUUGAAGACUGUAAAGUCCCAGAGAAAAACAUCCUGGGUCCCCUGAAUAAAGGUGUUUAUGUGAUGAUGAGUGGCUUAGAUCUGGAGAGGCUGGUGCUCGCAGCAGGACCUAUUGGCAUCAUGCAGUCAGUUCUGGACUUUUCCAUUCCCUACCUACAUGUCAGAGAAGCUUUCGGACAGAAGAUUGGUGAAUUUCAGCUGAUGCAAGGAAAGAUGGCUGACAUGUACACCAGACUGAGCUCCUGUCGACAGUAUGUCUACAACGUUGCCCGCGCUUGUGACAAAGGACAUUUCAGCUCAAUGGAUUGUGCUGGAGUCAUUCUGUAUUGUGCUGAGAAUGCCACUCAGGUUGCUCUGGAUGGUAUUCAGUGUUUGGGGGGGAACGGCUACAUCAACGACUACCCAAUGGGGCGAUUCCUACGUGACGCGAAGCUGUAUGAAAUCGGAGCAGGCACAAGUGAAAUCCGCCGGCUCAUCAUCGGACGAAGCUUCAACGCCAUGUUCAAAUAAGCUAAAGUGAGGAAGAGCGAGCGCUGAGGACGGAUCUGAAUGAUGAACAGUUACUCACACCCAGGGCCUUAACACCGAAUUAGCCGAUGCUGCUGUUUGGAUGUUGUGGGGUUUUAGAGUUAGCGUUACCAGGGAUUUUCAUUCAUCUGCAGCAGGAAGUGUCAGUGGACAGUGAUGUUACAACAACAGACAGAACAAAUAAAAUGUUAGUUUAGUGUCUGAAGUGGCCUUCAUGUAUUUUGUUUAAUAAAUAUUAGGUUGUUGUUAAAGUUGAUUAAUAACCACUGAAAUACCAAUCAAACACCAAUAUUGCUAUAAUGCAACCAUGCAAACAAACAGUGUCACAGGUUUUCCUUUUUUGAGAUGAAAAUGGAUUGAGAAUUGUGGCUGCUUGUCAAGAUUAUUUUAGUUUUCUCUUGAAAACUCUGCCAGACCUUCAGAACUGCUGCUGAGAGAGAAGUGGAUUGUGAAUGUUGUAUUAUUUAUUGUGAGGAAAAUGGAUGCCAGGGGCUCGGUGUUGCUCCAGGACACGUUGGCAGGUCACUGUUCCUUGGUUAGAACCUAAAAACAUCUUUCUCUAAACAUAACGAUCAUCAUCACUACAGUUAAAAUUCAAAAAGUCUCCAGAUUUUACUGUGAUCGUUCACUGUAAAUGUGAGUUAAUGUUUGUAACAUAGAUGUAAAUUAAAGUCCUUUCAACAAUAUCAAUGCAAACUGGAUUGUUUCUGAUCAUUAAACAGGAUCAUUUGAUGUCUGGGAGUGCUCUGUUGAAUCAGUGUAACUGAAAAAUGAUUUUUAUAUGAUGUAAACCAAUCCCCCUCAGAUGCUGUGAGACUUGAUGGUCUUCUCUGUAAAGGACUUUGAUUUUUAACAACCAGUAGCUGUACAGUUUCAACAUGUAUGAUAUAUAUGACUUUUGUUUCCAAUGAAUACAAAUAAAGCAUUUUUAGUUCUUGA
Molecule: messenger RNA, 2301 nt
Organism: Limanda limanda (common dab)
Lineage: Eukaryota; Metazoa; Chordata; Actinopteri; Pleuronectiformes; Pleuronectidae
Gene: ivd
Product: isovaleryl-CoA dehydrogenase
Exons: 12
Coding region: 85-1344 (419 amino acids)
Biological process (GO): L-leucine catabolic process
Cellular component (GO): mitochondrion
Molecular function (GO): 3-methylbutanoyl-CoA dehydrogenase activity; flavin adenine dinucleotide binding
Source: RefSeq, a predicted model, not a curated record